AACCCUAUAAUCACUCGAAAUUUUCCUCUUACCACAGGCUUGCAUCAGCAAAUGUCAAAUUUGAGUUUGAUUUCAAACAAUGAUCGGUAGGAAAAUCCCUUUUAUAUCUUCGCUUUGAAACCUCGUAUCCACAUCAAUGUUCUAAUCGUGAACGAUCCAAACUCGGAGAACUGCAAUACAAUCCCUCUGAAAAGCUACAAAAUUUGAACUAAACCACAACAACAAGGGAGUCGAUUACAGAUUCACCAUGAAAGCUUCGGCCUCACCUCACUCAAAAGCUCCUUUCAAGUUCAGGAUUCCGACUGCGGAGAAUCUAGUGCCAAUUCGUUUGGACAUUGAAAUCGACGGUCAGAGGUUCAAAGAUGCUUUCACUUGGAACCCUUCUGAUCCCGAUUCAGAGGUGGUGAUCUUUGCAAAGAGGACAGUGAAAGAUUUAAAGCUUCCUCCGGCAUUUAUUACACAAAUUGCACAAUCCAUUCAAUCACAACUUACAGAAUUUCGAUCCUUUGAAGGUCAAGAUAUGUAUUCUGGUGAAAAGAUUAUUCCAAUCAAGCUUGAUCUCCGAGUGAACAAUACACUCAUAAAGGAUCAGUUUCUGUGGGACUUGAACAACUAUGAGAGUGACCCUGAAGAGUUCUCCAGGACAUUCUGCAAAGAUUUGGGUAUUGAAGACCCUGAAGUAGGACCCGCCAUUGCUGUUGCGAUUAGAGAACAGCUCUAUGAGAUAGCAGUGCAGAAUGUUGCCUCAGCAAGAGAAAGCAGAAUGAGCAAGAAGGGCCGCCGAGGGUUCGAGCAUGUACCAGUAAGUAAAACUGGAGGUGCUUCGGUGGACUUGGUGAAGUUAUUUGGUCAUAGAUCAAGUGUUGUUCGGAAAAGAAAGGACUGGGACAUUUACGAACCAAUUGUCGAUCUUCUAUCCAACGAGGAAGUAGAUGCCCUUGAAGCAAAAGAAGAGAGGACUGCUCGAUAACAUAUUCUCAGUUGCUGCUGUUGAUCAUGUCGCUUCUAUCGUCAAACAGCAUGGACUUUCCCAGUGGAGGUAAAUUAUUCGACAUGGAUAUAAAGUUAUUAGGUCUUGAUGUUUCACCACAAUUAACAUUCUUUAUCUUCUCAAGUUAAAGGCUUUCGUAGUGAUUCUUCAUGGAUGGUUCUUAAUCCCCAUCUAGCUGUUGAGUAAGGAUAUGAAGUCUCUGAUACUGAAGUUCAUAUGGUAGAUAUUUUGACAAAUUUUACGGUACUUGGCAUGGCUUAUGUAACUAGAAAGGGUAUAGUGAGCUCUGAUAAUCAUAUGGGUACAACUUUUGAUAUGAGUUCUCAUUCUUAUUUGUUGCUUUUGAUAGCAUUCUCAGAACCAUUCAAAAAUUUUCUGAAAGACUGACAAGUGAAGAUAUUCAUAUAUGCCAAAAGUUCUUUGAUACAA
Molecule: messenger RNA, 1420 nt
Organism: Benincasa hispida (wax gourd)
Lineage: Eukaryota; Viridiplantae; Streptophyta; Magnoliopsida; Cucurbitales; Cucurbitaceae
Gene: BSH
Product: transcription regulatory protein SNF5, putative (BSH)
Biological process (GO): chromatin remodeling
Cellular component (GO): nuclear chromosome
Source: RefSeq, a predicted model, not a curated record